Molecule: messenger RNA, 798 nt
Organism: Heterobasidion irregulare TC 32-1
Lineage: Eukaryota; Fungi; Basidiomycota; Agaricomycetes; Russulales; Bondarzewiaceae
Exons: 6
Coding region: 1-633 (210 amino acids)
Molecular function (GO): ubiquitin binding
Source: RefSeq, a predicted model, not a curated record
AUGGGCGAGGUCGUCAACGUUAUUGUUGCGUUCGCCGUGAUCGUGUUCAUCUUCCGAUGGGCGACUUCAUCCGGUGGUGAGCCGUCACCAGAGGCAGCCGCUGCGCGCGCGCUGCGAUUUCGACCGAAGAAUGUGACGCCAGAGAUGACCGACACAAUCAGCGGCAUGUUCCCCGACAUCCCACGAGAAAACAUCCACUAUGAUCUCCUGCGCACCGGCUCCGUCGAGCUAACAUCCAACAAGAUCCUCGAGCGAGGCUUCCUGGACGCGCCCCCACCCGCCUACUUCACCCUCUACACCCGCUCGUCCACCGCCGCCGCCACCGCCACCGCCGCCGUCGCUGGGGCAGGAGCGCGCGCAACCGCCGCGACAGCCGCGUCGGCAAAGCGCAAGCCCGAAACGCUCAUCUCGCGCUUCCGCCUCGAGGACCGCGUCGCGGCCGAGCCCGACGCGAGCGCAGACGCGGCGCUCCCCGCGCCCGAGGAGGCCGGCGGGCGCGCGGUGUGGGAGGACUCGGCGGAGAAGCGCGAGGCGAGCCUGCGGGAGCGCAAGGCGCAGAUGGUGCUCGCCGCGCGGCAGCGGAUGCUCGCGCAGCAGCAGCAGCAGCAGAAAGCGGCGGCGAAGGCGUCGUGAUCGCGGCGUCUCGCUACGUUGAUCGCUGAUGACAAUCGAAGAAGUCCCUUUUUCUUUUCUCCGGGAUCACGCAUGUCUCCUCCGUUCUUGCUCCGAACCACUACUUGUGUGGAUAGCACCUAUCUAACACUGUUGUUCGUUUAUUUAUAAACCCGGAUAAUUGCC